UUCUCUUAUUCAUUCAUAUAAAGUGGUCACUCAUAGAGAAAAUGGUGGGUGUUAUUUCGUUGAUAACAGGAAUGUCUGGUCCAAGUGGGUUUGGAUCAUCUUCAACUGCAGAGAUGGUUACCGAAGGAAUUGAUGCCAGCAACCUUACCGCAAUUAUCACAGGAGGAGCAAGUGGAAUUGGGUUGGAGACAACAAGAGUGUUGGCUCUUAGAAAUGUGCAUGUUAUCAUUGCUGCAAGAAGCAUGGAAUCUGCUGAGAAAGCUAAGCAGCAUAUAACACAAGAGAACAAGUUUGCAAGAGUGGAUAUAAUGAAACUUGACUUGUGUUCAACAAAGUCUGUCAAAACAUUUGUGGAGAAUUUCAUUGCUCUUGAUCUUCCUCUCAACAUCUUAAUAAACAAUGCUGGAAUCAUGUUUUGUCCAUUCAAGCUUUCAGAAGAAGGAAUUGAGAUGCAGUUUGCAACAAAUCAUCUUGGUCAUUUUCUGUUGACAAAUCUUCUUCUUGAUAAAAUGAAACAAACUGCAAAAGCAACUGGAAUAGAGGGAAGAAUCAUAAAUCUAUCAUCAAUUGCUCAUAGAUACACUUACUGCAGAAAAGGAAUUAGAUUUGAUAAGAUUAAUGAUCAAAAUGGUUAUUCUAAUAAAAAAGCUUAUGGACAGUCCAAGUUAGCCAACAUAUUACAUGCAAAUGAACUCUCCCGUCGUUUACAGGAAGAGGGUGUGAACAUUACAGCCAACUCUGUUCAUCCAGGAAUAAUAAUGACUCCUCUUAUGAGAUAUUCUUCUUACCUUAUGAACUUCUUGAAGAUCUUCAGCUUCUACAUAUGGAAGAACGUCCCACAGGGAGCAGCUACAACAUGCUAUGUUGCACUUCACCCAAAUGUGAAAGGUGUGACUGGGAAGUACUUUGUGGAUUGCAAUGAAUUCAAGUCAAGUGCAUUUGCUAGAAAUAAACAGUUAGCAAAGAAGCUUUGGGAUUUCAGCAACAAUUUGAUCAACUCAAUCUCAAAAGCUUGAUGGAGAACACUUGAUGUUUGAUUCACCACUUUAUCAUCUUAACUUGUUGUUAUGUGUAAUAUUAUGUAAUGGUGUUUGAUUCACCACUUUAUCAUCUUAACUCGUUGUUAUGUGUAAUAUUAUGUAAUGGUGUAAGUUGCAUGUUUGUUGUAAGGUACGUGUUUAUUUACAAUAAAAUUGCUAGCUCUAUAAGGAUAAGGAUGUUUGUAAGCA
This is a messenger RNA of Lathyrus oleraceus (garden pea), 1229 nucleotides long. RefSeq names its product short-chain dehydrogenase TIC 32 B, chloroplastic. The record is from RefSeq and is a predicted model, not a curated record. Lineage: Eukaryota; Viridiplantae; Streptophyta; Magnoliopsida; Fabales; Fabaceae. The coding region runs from base 42 to 1016 and encodes 324 amino acids. The transcript is spliced from 8 exons.